Molecule: messenger RNA, 2345 nt
Organism: Myripristis murdjan (pinecone soldierfish)
Lineage: Eukaryota; Metazoa; Chordata; Actinopteri; Holocentriformes; Holocentridae
Product: regulator of G-protein signaling 9-binding protein
Exons: 1
Coding region: 642-1379 (245 amino acids)
Source: RefSeq, a predicted model, not a curated record
UACACAAAACAAAACAAAACACAACUCAACACGAUGCUUUGUUUGGCUCCUGGAGAUGGACGCUCUGAUCAGCUGCUGCGGUGUUUUCAGCCGUGAACGAAAGUAGCCCAUAUUUUUUCCAGACGUGCAUCAUUUGUGAACAUCAAAGGACUUUUUUUUCUCCUUUUCUAAUUGUGUUUGUACACGCCAGUGACGAGCCAUAGGCCCUCUCCACAAACGGAGUUAAGCGGAUGUUGUGACACCUGUGGCUGAAUCUGCAUAGACAUUUGCGUCUGGUACAGCAAUCUGAGAAGAGGAAGUAGGUUGCAGACCAGUUUAGAUCCAUUUUGGAGCAAAGGUGUUCCGACGCUGCUUGAUCCCGAGUGGGUGAGAGCAAAGGUAGUCUAAAGCCAUUUACAGUCGCAUUAAUUUCUAAGCCGCUCUCGCUGCCUGCUUGCAGACAGCAGUGAACAUGGAUGAGAGGAAUUUGCUGUGACGAGCGCGUUGAGUGGAUUUGUGCAGCUGGGUUAACUAAACUAAGAACAGAGUCGAAAGCACCACUGCCACCACAGCCACCACCGACUUGCUCCAUUUGUUCGAGCAUCGUUUGCUCCCGUUUUUAUCUAUUUUGGUGAGGAGUCAAACACUGUGCUUCAUCAGUCAUGGGGAAAGACGAAUGCAAAACAAUGCUGGACGCUUUGAACAAAGUGACCGCCUGUUACAGACAUCUGGUCAUCGCCCUGGGAAGCACCUCGGACUCGCAAAACCUGCGAGAGGAGCUGAAGAAGACCCGCAAAAAGGCCCAGGAGCUGGCCGCGGCCAACAGGACUAAACUGACCGCUCUGCUCAAAGACAAGACCAUCAGCAAAGAUGACCGCGCCGAGUACGAGCGCCUGUGGGUGUUGUUCUCCAGCAGCAUGGAGCUCCUGGAGGUGGACAUGAAAAGGUCCCUGGAGAUAGGGCAGGAUUUCCCCCUCAAGGUCCCGACCAGACACCUCAUCCAGACGGGGAUGACGGGCAGCACCACCACAGUGGCGGCCCGGGCCAUGAGCGUGCAGAACAUGAAGUAUGAGGCGGACGGCAACAUCGACACGGCGGACCUGAAGGACCUGCAGGCCGAGAUCAGCCAGGUGGGGCAAAUGAUGGAGGAAAUGGAGAUGAAGGUGCAGGUGGCGCCGUGGGCGGUCGAGGCGAGACAGGAGGCAGGCGCUGAGCUCAAAUCCAACAUGAGCGUCGGAAAUUCCUCCGUGGGUGUCAUCUCCAUCUGCGAGGAAGACCCCAAAGAUGACGAGGGUGGAGAGCGGGAGGCUAGUUUCGCCUCGUUUUGCGCGGUGAUCGUGUUCUUCGUCAUCGUUAUGGUUGCAGCUGUUCUGGGAUAUUUGGUCAUCAACAUGUCCUGAACUGUGUAAUUACACCCAACCCUCAUAACACUGACGGGCAUCCCACCGGGCUGCCCACGGAGAUGCCAUGACCGUGGGUAAGGGCCGGCAACCUCAAAAGUGAGAGCUUUUGUUGGUAAGGGGGUAAAAAAUGUUGGACACACGAGUAAGAAGUUAUUAAGCCUCCUCUGAUUUCUGAAUGUAUCCGGUGGCGCCGAGGAGUUGCAGUAGAUAAAAUGUAGAACAAUAUAGCCAAUGUCUGUCAUGUGGAGAGGAACUGGACGUCGCACACAGUUAAGUAUUUUUGAUGGGGCCAAUAGCUCGUGCAUUUUCUUUUUCUUUUCUCUUUCUUUUUUUUUUUUUUUUUUUUUUUUUGUGGGUGGGAAUGUUGGGAGCGGGGGCAUGAAAUUCUGUGACAGUGACUGACCAUCAGGAUGCUAUAAACAGCGUCGCUGCCACGUAAUCCAAGUGGAUUAGUCCAAAAGCUCAUGCCUAGCCCACUGAUGUUAAGUAAAUGUAGUCCCCCUGAUGUUCAGCUGACUGUUGCUGUGACUUGGAGCCAGCAGAGCAGGAGCAUCAGCUGUAUUCAAGUGAGACACGCUGGAGCGCUUGCUUCAGCUGUCAGUUUUUACUCAUCACAUCACACAGGUUGGAUUUGCACUUUUCUACACUCCUGAUAGUACAGUUUUAAUAUACAUGAUGACAUUUGCAUAGCGGCCAGCCUGUGGUGGGCCUGUCUCACUUUAGGACAACACAUCACAAUGUAGGCUACUAAAAUGACAAGAGCCCCUGGGACUCAGGGCGCUCUCACAGCAGCUGUAAUCACUGUAAGCUGGUUUCUGUUCAUCUUCAGGGUUUCAUUUGAACAGUGUUGAAUGUAGGCCUACACACUGCAAAAUGUGAAUAGAAGGUUUGUAAAUAUACUGCUGUGUCAGAUAAUGUACAUACAAUGAAGUAUAUUUAUUAUAAUAAAAUGUACGAAACGCA